Sinocyclocheilus grahami is the source of this 2091-nucleotide messenger RNA. RefSeq names its product mothers against decapentaplegic homolog 4-like. The record is from RefSeq and is a predicted model, not a curated record. Gene Ontology annotation, molecular function: RNA polymerase II cis-regulatory region sequence-specific DNA binding; I-SMAD binding; DNA-binding transcription factor activity, RNA polymerase II-specific. Gene Ontology annotation, cellular component: heteromeric SMAD protein complex. The coding region runs from base 246 to 1475 and encodes 409 amino acids. The transcript has 10 exons. Gene Ontology annotation, biological process: BMP signaling pathway; SMAD protein signal transduction; regulation of transcription by RNA polymerase II. NCBI's taxonomy places the organism in Eukaryota, Metazoa, Chordata, Actinopteri, Cypriniformes, Cyprinidae.
CCGGGCGUAAAGGUUUUCCUCAUGUAAUCUACGCGCGCUUGUGGCGCUGGCCUGACCUUCACAAGAACGAGCUGAAGCAUGUGAAAUUCUGCCAGUACGCAUUUGACCUCAAAUACGAUAAUGUCUGUGUCAACCCUUACCAUUAUGAGAGAGUGGUGUCACCAGGCAUCGUUGGUCUCAGUCUUCAAAACACGGGUCCCACUGGCAGACUAAUAAAGGAAGAGUACAGCCACGACUGCAUUCAGAUGGACGUUCCCCCAGGCCUGCCUCCUCAGCAGGACCACCAGGGGGCGAUGAAACUCCCUCCUCCGGACCACUACGGCCAGCCACUGCCUCCUCUACAGCUGCCUUCAGAACCCAGCCGCGCCCCCCCGCCGGUCACCCUUUACUCCAACAUGCCCCUCUCCCCCACCGCUUCAGGCUCUAUGAUGCCGAUGCAGGGAGGUCACGGUGAAGGCUUACUUCAGAUUGCAUCUCCUCAGGGUCAAGUCAUGACCCCUACCCCUCCCCCCUCCACCCCUACACAUGGACCCCCACAGACCCCCGUCCCACCGCAGCCUCCACCCAACCAGAACGGCUACAACAGCUCCAAACACUCCCAGACGCAAGGCUCCUUUCACACAAACUGGACAGGCAGCAGCACAGCCUCCUACACUCCAGUAGGACCCCAGCAAAACGGACGCGGCCACCAGCCUCCUCUCCAUCACCCACACUUCUGGUCUCAGCAUCACAGUUCAGCGUCUUUCCCCCCUCCAGUCUCCAACCAUCCAGGUCCUGAGUUCUGGUGCUCCAUCUCAUACUUCGAGAUGGAUGUGCAGGUGGGGGAGAUGUUUAAAGUGCUGUCCAGCUGUCCGGUGGUGACGAUUGAUGGGUAUGUGGACCCCUCAGGAGGAGACCGCUUCUGCCUGGGUCAGCUCAGUAAUGUGCACCGCACAGACGCCAGUGAGCGCGCCAGGUUGCACAUAGGUAAAGGAGUGCAGCUGGAGUGCCGCGGCGAGGGCGACGUAUGGAUGCGCUGCAUGAGCGAUCAUGCUGUCUUUGUGCAGAGUUACUACCUGGACAGAGAAGCGGGUCGAGCGCCAGGAGAUGCAGUGCACAAGAUCUACCCAGGGGCCUACAUAAAGGUCUUUGACCUCAGGCAGUGCCACAGGCAGAUGCAGCAGCAGGCGGCCACGGCUACGGCGGCGGCGGCUGCACAGGCCGCGGCGGUGGCAGGGAAUAUUCCAGGACCAGGAAGCGUCGGUGGAAUCGCUCCUGCAGUCAGCCUCUCGGCAGCAGCAGGGAUUGGUGUGGAUGAUCUCCGGAGGCUGUGCAUCCUGCGCCUGAGCUUCGUGAAGGGCUGGGGUCCUGACUAUCCGCGGCAGAGCAUCAAGCACACCCCCUGCUGGGUGGAGGUGCAUUUGCACCGGGCGCUGCAGCUGCUGGACGAGGUGCUGCAUACUAUGCCACUGGCAGACCCUGGACCGGCUAACUGAGAGCGAACGAUACACAGCAAACACUCACCACCACACAGAUACUGGACGCACUACAGUAAACGUGCGAAGAGCAUUACCUGCUACAGUGUGCUUCACACUUUUAGCAGUCAUUAGAAUACCAAUGAAAACACCACAGAAUUUCACUAUUCAAAAAUUCAUGUUUUGGAAAGAUAUUUCAGUGCAUUUUCUUGUUCUAUAGUGAAAUGUUGCAUUUCUUUUCGGGUUAAUCUCACAAAAACAUGUCUAGGUCAUAUUUCGCUCUAAUAUAAAAAAUUAUAUUUGCUUAAAGACAAUGAAGACUAUUUUUAGGAAUUUUAAAAAAAAAUUUGCAUUAUGACUAGGGCUGCAAAGGGGCGGAACAUUUCUGGAAACUUCCCAAAAAUUCUAGAAAGUUUCUGGAAAUUUGCCAGACAUUUUCUGCCCCUUUGCAGCCCUAAUUAUGACAUUUGUUUUUUUAUUAAUUAAGCACAUUUUCCUGCCAAAUUCUGAAUCAUUCCUGCCAAAAUAACUGAAAUGUUUCCAGAUGGUUUGAGGUUGUUUGUUUGCAAUGGUGAUGUACAGAUUACUGUAUAUUUUUGAUUUAAAACAAUGAUUUGUUUGAUUAAAUUAAGGGCGG